AAACGAAAUUUCGUGUGGAAAUUCAACUGGCCGUGAAGAGCAUACCCGGCCGGCGAAGAUUCAAUACUGGACCCCUCCCCUCCGACGACCGCACACCCCCCGGAACAAAGAGCUUUUGUUCAAACGCCGUACAUCCUACCGGUGACCGUUGCUGUCGACGUCGCAAUCCGUCAAAACUCGGGGGAGAGACAGACAUCUAAAUACAUCCAACACCAGCAACAAGAACAAAAGAUCACAUAAAAAGGCAUCGGCAAAUAAGCAUCACACAAACAACACCAACCACCCACCAUGGCGGUCGAUCAUGAUGACUUCCUCCACCUCUCCAAGCCGCUCGCGCCGUCGGCCGUUGGCUUCAACGCCAAUGUUGCCCCCCUCACAGUCACCAUCCAGCCGCAGGCCAUCCUGUCAAUACUAGACCACGCCGUGCGCCGCGACAUCCGCGACACCCAGGCCACGCGCGUCAUCGGUGCCCUUGUCGGCGUCCGCUCCGAGGAUGGCACCGAUGUCGAGGUCCGCAGCACCUUCGCCAUUCCCCACACGGAGAAUGAGGACCAGGUCGAGGUUGAUGUCGAGUACCAGAAGAACAUGCUGGCCCUGACUCUCAAGGCCUCACCCCGCGAGUCUCUGCUCGGGUGGUACACCACCAGCCAUGAGCUCAACUCCUUCUCGGCACUCAUCCAGAACUUCUUUGCCAGUCCCGAGACGGGCACCUUCCCCCACCCGGCGGUUCACCUGACCAUGAGCACCGACCCGGGCGCCGACAUUGAGCCGAGGUGCUACAUCAGCGCCCCGGCUGCCGUGAGCCCGGACCGCGCCGCCGAGUCGUGCUUCUUCAUCCAGGUUCCGCACCGCACACCCCCGACCAACGAGUCAGACCGCGCCGCCCUCGAGGCCAUCGCCGCCGGCAAGGACGAUGAGGCCCGCACCGCCCCCGUCCUGUCUGACGUCGAGGCCCUCGCUCGCUCGCUCGAGCAGACCAUCGACAUGCUGGACCGCACGUCCGAGUACGUCGGUGCCGUCCUGGACGAGGAGCGUGAGCCUUCGCACGCACUUGGACAGUACCUCAUGAACAACCUCUCGCUUGCUCCCAAGGUUGACAGCGUCAGCAUCGAGCACGACUUCAACAACCACAUUCAGGACGUCCUAAUGGUCUCGUACCUAACCAACACCAUCCGUACCCAGGUCGACCUGGCGCAGCGCCUGGCCCUGGCCAACCUUACCGACAAGGACGAAAAAAAGGAAGGCGAAGACGGAAAGGCUGAGCGUGGAGGUGGUGGCCGCGGCGGCCGUGGCGGGAAGCGUGGUGGCGGUCGCGGUGGUGGUCAGCAAAGGGAACCGAGGGAGCCCAGGGAGCCAAGAGAGUCUAGGGAGCCUAGGGAGCCUAGGGAGAGUGGCGAGUAGAUGGAAUUACUGUGUGUUGAUAUGGACUAGAAUCAAGCUUCAUUCGCGGUUCCUGCCAACUACUACGGAGCCGCUCAGGCACGCUGGCCUCGGCUUGGAAGCCGCAAAGGCAUUGGUUUUUGGCAUGAGAGGCCACGAAGACGAGACAACGAACGAAGACGUGUAUUGGGCUACCCAAGAAAAAAAAAUCCAAGUUAGCAUAGCACUUCUGAACAGUAUUGAUACGGCGUUUAUGGUAACUGAAUGAGGGGGGGCGGGGGGAAAAGUAUUGUCGAAUUUUUCCACAUUACGGUUGGCAAGGUUGUCCGACCAGCAAGUCACGAGUGCCACCCUUAUUCAUGGAGGCUCCGAUGCUGAUAUACGGUUAUUUCAACUUUAUCCCGGAACGGCCGGUGUAGAGUAAUUUGUCUUUGAUUUUUUUGUUGGCUUCUUUUUAAAACAUGUUAUCUCCUUUUGAGAUGCUCCCAGUCCGACAAAGCCGCUUGUGGUCCGUGUUCAUCGUCCGCUAGCCAACCUGAAGAUACCUACCUAUUUAAACUCCGCCGUGCUCCCGUAAUUUAACUCAAAUAGCAAUGCCCGCCAUGUGCGCCACGAAAC
Messenger RNA from Pyricularia oryzae 70-15, 1998 nucleotides. RefSeq names its product eukaryotic translation initiation factor 3 subunit F. Bases 289 to 1401 code for a protein of 370 amino acids. The record is from RefSeq and is a predicted model, not a curated record. NCBI's taxonomy places the organism in Eukaryota, Fungi, Ascomycota, Sordariomycetes, Magnaporthales, Pyriculariaceae. Gene Ontology annotation, cellular component: eukaryotic translation initiation factor 3 complex, eIF3m. The transcript has a single exon. Gene Ontology annotation, biological process: translational initiation. Gene Ontology annotation, molecular function: translation initiation factor activity; translation initiation factor binding; metallopeptidase activity.